Caenorhabditis angaria is the source of this 311-nucleotide messenger RNA. The record is from the annotation of a GenBank genome assembly. NCBI's taxonomy places the organism in Eukaryota, Metazoa, Nematoda, Chromadorea, Rhabditida, Rhabditidae.
AUGAAAUUCCUCACAAUUUCUUCAAUCAUCUUUGCUUUUAUUUCUUGCUCGAUGGCUUGUUUUGGAGGAUCAAGUCAAUGUUGUGCUCCAACUCAACCAUCAUGUGGAAAUCCAUGGUAAGUUUAUUUUUUAACUAGGUUGAUUUCUCAACAUCAAAAUAUAAUUUCAGUGGUGGUGGUGCUGCAAUUGGUCCAGCUGCGUAUCCAGCUUCAUCUUAUGCUCUUCCACCUCCACCACCUCCUCCUCCAGCUCCCCAAUAUGCUGCACCAGUUGCAGCAUAUCCAAAUGCUUAUCCAGCUGCUGGAAAAUAA